AUGUCUAUACCUCUACUAUUAUUCAUCAUCACCACUAUAUGCUCAUGGUGUUCCAAUACAGUGCUUGCACAAGAGGCUGCGAAUCCACACUAUGUUGCCCUGUUGAAUGAUUCCAUGUGGUUUUACGAGGCACAGCGGAGUGGAAGAUUACCGUCAUCCAACCGAGUAUCUUGGCGACAUGAUUCAGGACUCAAUGACGGCAGCGAUCACGACAUUGACUUGACCGGUGGCUACUACGAUGCAGGAGACUACUUGAAGUUUACGCUACCACUUGCACACUCAAUUGCAUUUCUAUCAUGGGGUGCUAUCGAAUGGUACGAUGGAUACACCAAAGCCAACCAGACCGAAUACCUACGAAAUACGAUACGAUGGGGCACAGAUUGGUUAAUCAAAGCACAUCCCCAAGGUGAUGUGUUAUACGUCCAGGUGGGUGAUGGCGAGAUUGACAACAAUUAUUGGGGACCCGAUACGGAUAUCCCUGAACCACGACCUUCGUACAUGAUCAAUGGCAGCACACCAGGCACCGAUGUUGCUGCUCAGACUGCAGCUGCUUUUGCCGCAUCCUCGUAUCUUUUCCGCAAUCAACUCAACGACACCGAUUACGCCGACCUCCUUCAAUCUCAUGCUGAAUCCCUCUUCAACUUUGCUGAUACAGCCAAGCCAUGGCAAACAUAUACCACCGCCAUUGCUGCAUCCGCUGAUUAUUACGCUACCAACACCUAUACCAAUCAACUUGUUUAUGCCGCCUUGUGGCUGUAUCGUGCCACUGGUAAUUCAACCUACCGUGAUAAGGCAUCCUCUUAUUUCGAUCAAUUCAAACUCGCCACUCAGCCCAUUUCACUCACUGAUUGGAGCGACCAAUCCAUUGCUGCUUUCGUCCUUGGAGCCCAAGUGGAUAAUGAUAAUAGCAAGUACAGCGAUGCAGCUAUCAAGUGGUUGGAUGACAUUAUCCAUGGCAGCGAUAUUUGCUCUUACACAAAAGGCGGAUUGUUAUGGUGUGACGGAUACAGCGAUGAUAAUGCACUUGUCCCAGCACAAGAUACUGCCUUGUUGGCUCUGAUAUACAGCAAGGUCGACUCAUCCAAAUCGAACGAUUAUACCAGCUUUGCCACCAACCAGAUUAAUUACAUGCUUGGCAACAACCGAAUGUUGACACCUUAUGUUUGUGGUGUGCAUAUGAACUCGCCACACAACCCACAUCAUGCAGGUGCAUCCGGUGGCACUGAUAUCAACAAUAUUGACACAUCUCCCCCUGAGGAAAAAUAUCUCCUCUAUGGCGCUAUUGUGGGUGGUCCUGAUAAGGAUGACAAGUUUUACGAUGAACGAAACGAUUGGGCUCAAACGGAAGUAGCGUUGGAUUACAAUGCCCCAUUCCAAGGUUUGGUCGCUUACCAGCUCAGCUUGGAUCAUGUGGACGACCCACCUUACGUAUCCAUCACCGAACCUCGUCCUCAUGUGACACGCUCUCAUCCCAUCGAAAAGUGGCUUAUUGCUGUCAUUGUCAUUGUCGUCAUCUUUGUCGUCGCUUUGGGAUUGUACAUUUGCUGGUGGAAACGUCAAGCUGUUCGCGCUUGUUGCGCUGGUCGUCGAAAUCAAGGCAAGGCGAUCGAAGCUUAA
Lichtheimia ornata is the source of this 1617-nucleotide messenger RNA. RefSeq lists its product as uncharacterized. Lineage: Eukaryota; Fungi; Mucoromycota; Mucoromycetes; Mucorales; Lichtheimiaceae. The coding region runs from base 1 to 1617 and encodes 538 amino acids. Gene Ontology annotation, molecular function: hydrolase activity, hydrolyzing O-glycosyl compounds. Gene Ontology annotation, biological process: carbohydrate metabolic process. The transcript is spliced from 7 exons. The record is from RefSeq and is a predicted model, not a curated record.